UGGGUAUCAGAUUGGAUGGUAGAUAUGAAUGGCGAUGUAGAUCAGGAAGGAUGGUGUUAUGGCUUGCAGUUUAUUAGCGACAAAUGGUCGGGAACAUGCAGGACAUCGCAUUAUGUCAGAAGGAGGAAAUGGAUUCGUAUGCGUAGAAUGAAAGGAGCGAGCAGUGCAACGAGUGGAUCACUUCCAUCAGCUACAGCAACAACACCGACGGGAAGUGUGAACGGAGCAGGGGCAAACUCUUUGGAUGAAUUGAUUGUCAAAAUGCAGCGUGCCCGUAUUGAUCGAGAGCGAAUAACGGAUUUAAAAAAUUAUUUACUAUUGGCAGACUCACCGACGUUUCCUCCAUCAAAGAUCCAAUUGCUCAUAGCACAAUGCGAUCACGAAUGCAGCAAGUUGCGGGUAGCACUGCUACUAGCACCUCGAAUGGAACUAGCACAAGAGCAAGCGAUAGUCAGUAUCUUGCAAGGAUUAAAGUUUUACAGCGACCGAGUGGAAUUUCUCAAAGCAACAUCAUUAACAGAGUAUCAAACAAUGCUAUCCAAAAGCGAAACCAGCCCAGCGGAUGCAACCACGUUGUUGAGUUGACAAUAAAGGCUAAAUUGUUUGAUUUAC
Molecule: messenger RNA, 612 nt
Organism: Batrachochytrium dendrobatidis JAM81
Lineage: Eukaryota; Fungi; Chytridiomycota; Chytridiomycetes; Rhizophydiales
Exons: 2
Coding region: 16-585 (189 amino acids)
Cellular component (GO): membrane
Source: RefSeq, a predicted model, not a curated record